Molecule: messenger RNA, 3258 nt
Organism: Gigantopelta aegis
Lineage: Eukaryota; Metazoa; Mollusca; Gastropoda; Neomphalida; Peltospiridae
Product: hemicentin-1-like
Exons: 7
Coding region: 179-1057 (292 amino acids)
Cellular component (GO): extracellular region
Molecular function (GO): chitin binding
Source: RefSeq, a predicted model, not a curated record
AGGGACUGUGACAAGUUUAUCCAGUGCUACUACAAUCCAAACGGUCACACCACUGGAGUUAUCCGCUCUUGUCCCUUCGGACAGUACUGGAACCAGGAUAUUCUUCGGUGCGACCAGGCCUGCAAUGUCGAUUGUCCUCUAGAAAAAUGCAAAAGACGACUGUGUUUCCACAUACAGCAUGCAAGGCAGUUGCCGUGGCUACUGGACGUGUGUCAACGGAAAGUCGGAGGCCGCGUGUUGUCCAGUCGGGUUUGCCUACGUCGAGACCAAAGGCUGCUUGGUAGACUUUACCUGUAGGGACAUGUGUCCAACUGUCUGCACUGGCAAAGAGGUGUGUAACGUGCGUCCGUGGUGGAAUGACACACACAAGUACGAGGAAGGCGGUGGAGACAAUGGGUGGAGAGCAUCAACGUGUAAAAAGAGCAGCCUCUACUUCGACAUCGUCGGCUGUCAGUGCUCAAAGGCUGCCACUAAAGUUUGUGACGCGGUAAUGACGAUGGACUUCUCCAACCCCAAUCGACUGACAACUGCACCAGGGGUCAAGGUCACGACGAGCAACGUGACCUUCAUUAACGGCAUGGCCAUGUUCUCGGGUCACGGUCUGAUUCGUACGAGCAUGUCGCUGGUGGAGGCCGCGGGUGGGUGUCCCGUCACCAUACGACUGAGUUACAAAUCGACGACCAGCGACAGACAGGUCCUCGUUAAGAGUCCGCUGUGUAGGAUGGCCGAAUCAUCGUCGCUGGUCGUCACCGUCGAUGGCAAUGAUGUUGUACUGGAGAUGAAGAACUGGUUUGGUACAGCUAUGUCCAUGAGAGUUCCCACUGAUGACUUCAAGACUGAUGAAUGGAAACAGGUGUCAUUUGUUUAUGAUGGGAAGUUCGCCACUGGAAGAGUUUCUGGUGAUAAGGUGACCUACAUAUUCAAAACCUUUGCACCCAAAAUCUCGAUCGCUCAGUGUGGUCUUGAUUUUGGAACCGAUGAAAAGAAGGGAGCAUUCACAGGAGAAAUGGACACGAUUGGUGUAUACCAGUGUAACCCGUGGACUCCUGUGUAUUGAUGAAGGACAUUUUUAAUGUUUGACUGACAGUGUUAUUUUAGAUCAUGUAGUUUUAUCAUUAACUGAAGCAUGGUGUCUAACUGUUAUACACUUCACAUUUUUAGAAUAUUAAUUAGUUCAAUUAAAUGUAGACUUGAAAAAUGAAAAUGAGAAAAUCAUAAUCAAUAAACAUUUAUGGAAAUUUAAUACUUUAUGAUGAAGAGCUGUGAUAUCUUCAUUCUUAAUGAUUCACAUUACCUUAGCAUGUUCUUUUCCACAUAAAUGUAUUUUAAAAGUCACAUCCGCUUUAGGUCAUUUUCAUUCUUAAUAAUUCACAUUACCUCAGCAUCUUCUUUCUCAUAUAAAUGUCUUUUUUAAAAAUCUAACAUUUUUUUAUACCUUAUGUAGGUAAUUAAAAUGUUGAUCAUUUAAGACCCUUUUCUCACAAAGUUGUUGUAGAAUUUGUUACUGACGGACUUUAACCCUAAGACUAAUGUUGGAGUUGAAGAAACAACCUGGUCCCAGUAUAUCUGCUGCAAUGACAUGAUACACUACAGCUAGGAUAUUUAAUGUUAGGAGUUGGAAGAAACAACCUGGUCCCUGUAUAUCUGCUGCAAUGACAUGAUACACUACAGCUAGGAUAUUUAAUGUUAGGAGUUGGAAGAAACAACCUGGUCCCUGUAUAUCUGCUGCAAUGACAUGAUACACUACAGCUAGGAUAUUUAAUGUUAGGAGUGCAUCACCGCUUACAGUUUCACCAGAUUGUGAAAAGUCAUCUCUAACAUCUAUAUAAGUACAGAGCUCGUACACACGAGCUUGUAAUACACUAAUUCAACAUAUGGAGUCAUUUAAAUGUAAUAUUGUUUGUGACAUACAUCAACCAUUUGUGACAUGAAAUAUUUUAUCGCAAAAACAACCGAUACAGACACGUUAUCACAACCGAUAUAGACAAAUAAAUUUGACAAAAUGUUUAUUAACUUUCCCUAUUAAUGCCACACCUUGAAGAUGAUUCUAUAAUUUGAUAACAAAUUAAUUUUCUUUGGAAGCUGAAGGCAAUAUCACCGAAAUGGAACUCGGGGAAUGUAGUGUGACCCGAAAGUGGGAAACCUGAUUGGAAGUAGCGGAAAGACAUUUUAGUUUUCAGUUGAUAUCAUUUUUAAUACGGGUGUGUAAUAGUUAUGAGAUUUAUUUGUUUUAAUACAUUCUUAUAAGUGGAUUCAGGAUUGUGUUUUGAGGAAAUUGUCACAGAAUUUUCCCCCUCUUGGCACCAACGUUGGGAAAUUUGGUGCAUUUGUUUUUUUCUAUCAAUAAUUGUCAGUUUUUGAUUUGAGCAUCCAAACAUGAGAAUAUGAAAUUUCUCUAACAAACUCGAAACUUCUUUUUUUUAUUCAGAUUUUUAUUUUAUACUCAUGACACUCAGUGUUCAAUAUUUGGUAUAAUUUUACUUACAGUAAUUGUCUAUCCUUGUUUCCACCAAAACAUGAAACUAACACUGAAAUAUGUGACUAAAUUUGGAAAUGUGGUAAGGCUCAUUUGCUCUUGAAUAUGAACCAGAACAUUUUACAACAGAGGUGGGAUCAAGUUUUGUCACAUGUAUGAUGAGAUAGAUGUGACAUUUAUAGUGGGAGAAUGUUAAAGAUGGGAUCUGGUUUUGCCUCAGUUAUUGUUUGUGAGAUGUCACGUUUGAGAUCUGGUUUUGCCACAGCUAUGGAGAGGGAGAUAUCAAAGGUGGGAUCUGGUUUUGACACAGCUUUGGUGAAGGAGAUGUCACAAUUGGGAUCUUGGUUUGCCACAGUUACUGGAGAGGGAGGUAUUUUAAAGGUGGGAUCCGGUUUUGCCACAGCUAUGGUGAAGGAGAUGUCACAUUUGGGAUCUGGUUUUGCCACAGUUUAUGAAGAGAUAUAUCAAAGGUGGGAUUUGCGACAACCAGUUGACUGAACUUGCCCCUGGCUGUGUCACAGUUAAGGAAUCGAGGAAGAUGUCACAGAUGGGAUCUGGUUUUGUCACAGUUAUGGUGUGUGAGAUGUCACUAACAACCAAUUAAACCUCCUGGAUCUACUACUUAUACUGCAUACUCUACAUGUACACAUUUAUUUUAUAGAAUAUAUUUUUUAUACGUUUUAUCUAUAAAUUGAUUUGUAUAACCAGUAUUUCACAAAUAUAUGCAAUAAUGCUCACUGCGAUUCUUAUGCAAUUAACCCUUGGAAAUAAAAUAAAUUUUA